This is a messenger RNA of Emiliania huxleyi CCMP1516, 841 nucleotides long. RefSeq lists its product as hypothetical. NCBI's taxonomy places the organism in Eukaryota, Haptophyta, Isochrysidales, Noelaerhabdaceae. The record is from RefSeq and is a predicted model, not a curated record. The transcript is spliced from 3 exons. The annotation marks the transcript as partial.
CGGCGUGAGCGUCUGCAGCUACAGUCGCUCAAACUGUGCGCUCCGCGAGACCGAGGCCCCCUCGAGGUUCACAGCGGGUCGGCUGGGGAAGCUCCUCCGCCUUCAUUGCCUCCGCCGCGGCGUGCAGUGCACUGCCCUCUGCAGACUAACGAGGGUGGUGCUCCACCAUGCCCAAUCCGCGCAGCUCUGAGGAGGAGCGGCUCACCACGUUUGUCGACGGCCUCACGCCGCUCCUCCGUCCGCUUGCGCUCAUCGGCGGCGCACUUGUGUUGGCCUCGGUCGUCGGCCGGCCCUCCCAGGACGAGACCGAGGCGCAGAAGGGCGCCUUCCUCUUCGACGCGCAGCAGCGCUUCGCAGAGCCCGCCCUCGUCGGCAGAGCGAGCGGCGACGGGAGGCGGCGGCGGUGCGGCGGCGGACAGGCCAACGCGUCGUCCGCCGCGCUGGGCGAUGCCGAGGCGGACGCGCUCUCCCGCUGGUGCGCGCCCAACGAGACGGCGGCGAUCGUGCAGGCGGCAGGCCGCCUCGGCAACCGGACGCAUGGCCGCUGCCCAGGCCUUGCAGCGGCGCUCGGGUCGAGGUCGCUUCCCCGCGCGGCGCCGACGCGCGCGGGGCCGGCGGCGCAUGGCGGCCCGAGCACCAGCGGUGGCAGGAGCUGGAGCGGUGUGUGUGGCGAGCGGCUCGCGGCUCGCGGCAGCCGCCCGCUCGUGUACGUCUACCGCUGGCUCGACACGCUCCACCGGCAGCUCCUCGGCAGCCGCUCUUCGGCUUCGUUCCUGGACAUCUGGCACCCUCGCUCGCAGUUCCUCUCCGAGUUCGCCUUCCACCGCGCUCUGCUCGCGUC